GCCGGAGACGUCGUCGGUCAGGGCACAGCGACACGAGCAGCCGAACAGCGCACCUCAGCAUCCUCCAGGACGUUAAGAGAACAGUUCAUAGUAAACAUGAAGGUUCAGGUCGCCAUCGUUCUGGCUCUCGCCACCCUCGCCGUCGCCAGCCCCGCCACCAAGGACAAGGACACCCCUAAGCGCAAACGCUGGGCCAACGACUGGAGCAGCGGUAGCUGGGACGGCGGUCUGUCCAGCUGGGACGCCCCCAUGCUGUCCCACUCCGCCUACGCCGCUCCUGUCCUGUCCCACUCCGUCUACGCCGCCCCCGUGGUGUCCCACGCCUCUUACGCCGCCCCCGUAGUGUCCCACGCCUCCUACGCCGCCCCCGUAGUGUCCCACGCCUCCUACGCCGCCCCCGCCAUCUCGUACGCCGCCCCCGCAACCCGCUCUGCAACGCGACUGGCUAUGCGCCUUCGAUCUCUGUUAAUAUGA
Messenger RNA from Frankliniella occidentalis (western flower thrips), 474 nucleotides. RefSeq names its product cuticle protein 16.5-like. The coding region runs from base 97 to 474 and encodes 125 amino acids. The transcript has 3 exons. NCBI's taxonomy places the organism in Eukaryota, Metazoa, Arthropoda, Insecta, Thysanoptera, Thripidae. The record is from RefSeq and is a predicted model, not a curated record.